Messenger RNA from Gossypium raimondii (Peruvian cotton), 1152 nucleotides. RefSeq names its product glycosyltransferase BC10. The coding region runs from base 1 to 1152 and encodes 383 amino acids. Gene Ontology annotation, cellular component: membrane. Gene Ontology annotation, molecular function: glycosyltransferase activity. The transcript is spliced from 2 exons. The record is from RefSeq and is a predicted model, not a curated record. NCBI's taxonomy places the organism in Eukaryota, Viridiplantae, Streptophyta, Magnoliopsida, Malvales, Malvaceae.
AUGCAGGCAAGGAUGGUGGCAAUGGAGGAAGGUAAAGACCAGGCAUCUGCAAUCAGAACAAGCAUCUCCAGGACAUUGCCAUUGAGACUCCUCCUGUUUUGUUUGUUGUUCGCGGUGUUGGCCAUUGGAUUGUCGAUCAUCUGUAUGUAUUCUCUUCGGUUUUUCAUCUUCCAGCAAACAGUAGCACCAUCCACUUUUCGCCCAUGGUUUGAAGAGGUUCAUACCAUAGAAAGAUGGAUUAGGCCUCCAACAAACUUGUGGCAUUCAAUCAAUGACAAUGAACUGCUUUGGAGAGCUUCAUUUGUUCCUAAAAUCAAGCAAUAUCCCUUUUUGAGAGUCCCCAAGAUUGCCUUCAUGUUCUUGACUAAGGGGCCAUUGCCCUUGGCUCCUCUUUGGGACAGGUUUUUCAAGGGAAAUGAAAGGCAUUGCUCCAUAUAUGUCCAUGCUUUGCCAUCUUAUAUUUCUGGCUAUCCGCAAUCAUCUGCUUUCCAUAGGAGACAAAUCCCAAGUCAGAUGGUGGAGUGGGGAAAGAUGAGUAUGUGCGAGGCUGAGAGAAGACUCCUUGCUAAUGCAUUGCUCGAUAUCUCCAAUGAAUGGUUUAUUCUCUUAUCUGAGUCUUGCAUUCCUCUCUACAAUUUCAGCGUAAUCUAUCACUACAUCUCGAGAUCAAACCACAGUUUUAUGGAAUCGUACGACGAUCCCGGACCUUACGGGAGAGGCCGCUACGAUUCCCGCAUGGAACCGGAGGUCACACUGGGUCAAUGGCGCAAAGGGUCUCAAUGGUUUGAAGUUAACAGGAUGCUCGCGAUUAACAUAAUUGAGGACAACAAAUAUUAUCCAAAGUUCAAGGAGUUUUGCCAGCCAGCUUGUUAUGUGGACGAACACUAUUUCACCACAAUGUUAACCAUCCAAGUGCCUCAUCUCUUAGCCAACCGGACCCUUACAUGGACCGACUGGUCAAGGGGUGGCGCUCAUCCUGCCACUUUCGGCAAGGAUGAUAUGACUGAAGCUUUCUUUCAGAAAAUCUUUGAAGGUCAAGCAUGUCUUUAUAAUGGCCAGCCAACUUCCCUUUGUUUUCUAUUUGCUAGGAAGUUUGCUCCCAAUGCUUUGGAUCCUUUGUUAGAGUUAGCACCCAAAGUUUUCGGGUUUUGA